This is a messenger RNA of Ahaetulla prasina, 909 nucleotides long. RefSeq names its product vomeronasal type-2 receptor 26-like. Bases 1 to 909 code for a protein of 302 amino acids. Gene Ontology annotation, cellular component: membrane. The transcript has a single exon. The record is from RefSeq and is a predicted model, not a curated record. Gene Ontology annotation, molecular function: G protein-coupled receptor activity. NCBI's taxonomy places the organism in Eukaryota, Metazoa, Chordata, Lepidosauria, Squamata, Colubridae. Gene Ontology annotation, biological process: G protein-coupled receptor signaling pathway.
AUGGAUGAUUGUUUGCCAUGCCCAGAAGGACAGUAUCCAAACAACCACCAUGAUUCAUGCCUCCCAAAACAGGUAGUUUUCCUGUCUUAUGAAGACCUAUUAGGAACAACUUUGGCCACUACUGCACUCAUCUUUGCUUGCAUUGCCACUGUGGUGCUUGGGAUCUUCAUCAAAUACCAGGACACUCCCAUAGUCAAGGCCAACAAUCGGAACAUCACCUACCUUCUUCUUGUCUCCCUUGUGCUCUCAUUCCUUUGCAGCUUGUUAUUCAUUGGAAAACCUGAAAAGGUGACCUGCCUUUUGCGACAAACUGCUUUUGGGAUUGUCUUCUCGGUAGCUAUUUCUUGUGUAUUAGCCAAAACCAUCAUUGUCAUUUUAGCUUUCAUGGCUUCAGUGCCAGGAUCCAAGAUGAGGGGAUGGCUGGGCAAACAGUUAGAUAAUUACAUUGUUGUUUCCUGCUCCCUCAUUCAAGUUGUUGUUUGUACCAUAUGGCUUGCAAUCUCACCCCCAUACCCAGAUGCUGAUAUGAAUUUAGUGGCAGAUGAAAUCAUCCUAGGAUGCAACGAAGGCUCUACAGUCAUGUUUUACUGUGUCUUAUUCUACCUGCUUUUCCUUGCCAUUGUUGGUUUCAGUGUGGCUUUUCAAGGUCGCCAUUUACCAGACAGUUUUAAUGAGACCAAGUUCAUCUUCUUCAGCCUGUUGUGUUUUUGCAGUGUGUGGUUGUCCUUUUUCCCAACCUAUCUGAGCACCAAGGGGAAAUACAUGGUAGCUGUGGAGAUCUUUUCCAUAUUGUCAUCUAGUGUAGGAUUACUAGGCUGCAUAUUUUUCCCCAAAUGCUUUGUCAUUCUACUAAGGCCUGAUCUGAAUACUAAAAAACAAUUAAUGAGAGGCAAGAAAGAAGGAAUGUAA